AAUUAAUGUCUGAAAAACAAAAUCAACAAAAUCCCAAGAAAGGAGAGCCUUGGAAGCCUAAAGAGAAAUUUGAUAAGAAAGCAAAUAAAGAGAAACAAAAGCAAGAAUAAGAACAGACAGAAGCCAAAUAGGAAUCCAAUAAGACAGUAUAAUAAUAAUAACAAUAACAAUAACAAUAAACUAACCUACAACCGAUUGUUCAAUAAGCAAUACAAUAAUAGUAGACAAUUAAUGAUAAAUAAAUUGUGUAGACAGAGCCAUCAAAAGAGUAAAAUAAACGAAAAGAUUUCCUUUCACAUCUUCCCAUCUUUUAGGAUUACACCUCUGUAAGCAUAAAGACAGUCAAAUAGAUUGAUGUAAUAUAUUGCUUCUACUUUAGCCUUUGACCUUACAUCAUUCUUUUAUUGAGCUUUGCAUUUAAUAUCAAAAUGGAUAGUGCAUAGGGUCUACUCAUAGAUGUGUGGAAUUUCUUAAUGCCUUAAAAUAAUUCAUCAAGGAUUACAAGUUAUCAAAACAGUCAACUUACUUCGCUAUGGCAUUUUUGGAUGAACUAAAGAAAAUCUUCAAUUUGAUGAAAAACUUUAGAACAGUAAAUGAGGGAAUGAGCACAUCCUAUUUAUUCAUAAGGGAAUGCUUGAUGAUCCUAAGAGACACAAAACUUGAUGAAAAUGAAUCAAAAAUUUGGCUCUGCAAUCAGAUUGAUCAAUUCAUACAAUCCAAAAUCAUCUCAGCAUCAGAGUUGAUUGUGAAAAAUGUAUAUUAUAUCGUAUUAAAAUAGGCUACUCAAUUGAUUUAAGAGGGAACAACCAUUUUAGUAUAUGCUAGAUCCUAUUUGAUUGAGAAUUUCAUCAUUAACUAUUUUAAGUAAGGCAAGUAAUUGACUAUCUUCGUCGUCGAUAACCCCUAAUUUGGAGAGGGAUCAUAAUUAGUGAAUCGUUUAUAAUAAUAGGGGAUCUCCUGCUAUUAAAUAUUGUUAUCUCAUGUUAGCUACAUUUUAUCAAAAGUAGAAACAUUGCAAUAUCAUUUAGGUUGAUAAAAUUUUGGUAGGAGCAUCAUCUAUGUUAUGUAAUGGAGCCUUGGUAUCUAGAGUUGGAACCGCCUUGUUGGCAUGUUUGGCAUCAACUCACAAAAUACCAUUUUUAGUAUUUUGUGAAAGUUAUAAAUUCUCAGAAAAGAGUCAGAUUGAUUCAUUGUCAUGGAAUGAAAUAGCGUAAUUAGAAUAGGGAAAUGAAAAUCAAUAAUACACUUCUUUGAGUCUCAGAUAUGAUAUUACAUAAUCCAAUUAUAUUAAUAUGGUAAAGUGCAUAAUUUAAUAUACUAGAUAGUGACAGAGGUUGGAUUGAUACCGGCUACAUCUGUGAAGGCAGUGAUUGGGGAGUUCAAGAAGUACAACUACGUGGAUGCUAUUGAAGUUCCUAGAAAAGAGUAAUGAAAAUGUUAAUA
Messenger RNA from Paramecium octaurelia, 1443 nucleotides. NCBI's taxonomy places the organism in Eukaryota, Ciliophora, Oligohymenophorea, Peniculida, Parameciidae. The record is from the annotation of a GenBank genome assembly.